Thlaspi arvense is the source of this 711-nucleotide messenger RNA. The record is from the annotation of a GenBank genome assembly. Lineage: Eukaryota; Viridiplantae; Streptophyta; Magnoliopsida; Brassicales; Brassicaceae.
AUGAAGAAGAUUCCGAUCAUAUUUGAAGGUGAUCUAGCUAAAACCGCAGCACGAUAUAUAAACAAAGACGAUCGUAUUCAUGUCUCCGGGAAGCUGUUUAUUGAUUCCCCUCCUCCAAAUAUGACUUAUGCUCAAUCCAAUGUCCAGGUGCUGGUACAGAGUCUUGAUUUUGUACAGCCUGCUUCUCCGCCUAUGGUUACAUCAUUAUCUGAGACGGAAGAAAGUGGCGUCAAGAAGCUGCCUGAUCUGAGCAAGGCUUUUAGGGAGCUAGUGAAACCAAGACAUCCUGAUUUCAAAAACAAGGACAGCAGUAUCUCAUUGUGGCUCAAUAAGGCUCCUGACUGGGUUUUGCCAAAACUCGAAGGACUCGAGAUUGAUGUUCUUGUCCCAAAAGCCAGAAUAGUGAAACAACUUAAAGGAGAAGAAUCAUGGAGAGACUUGGUUCAAAAUCCGGAUAAAUGGUGGGACAAUAGAAUUGACAAGAGAAAUGCCAAAGCCCCAGACUUCAAGCACAAGGAGACAGGUGAAGCACUGUGGCUAAAUGAGUCUCCUACUUGGGUUUUACCAAAACUGCCACCACCAGUCAAGAAGAGACAAGAAACUCAAUACAAAGUAUCUCUCAAAGAGGAUAUGGUACCAAAAUCUCUAAUGCAACCGACAACGUUCAACAAGCUUAACUUGGGAGAAAAGGGGAUAGUUCUCGUCUUUUAA